Armigeres subalbatus is the source of this 1769-nucleotide messenger RNA. It is a transcript of the gene Crk, whose product is annotated as adapter molecule Crk. The record is from RefSeq and is a predicted model, not a curated record. The transcript has 3 exons. Gene Ontology annotation, biological process: cell migration; signal transduction. NCBI's taxonomy places the organism in Eukaryota, Metazoa, Arthropoda, Insecta, Diptera, Culicidae. Bases 522 to 1352 code for a protein of 276 amino acids. Gene Ontology annotation, molecular function: receptor tyrosine kinase binding; signaling adaptor activity.
AGGCGAAAACGCCACCCAACGAAAAGCGAAGCAAAAGAGUGGUGCUGCUUCUUAUUGCCCUCGUCGUCCGUCGUCGUGCAUCCGCUUCAAAUUGAUUGAUAUUUCGGCCUUCAAAUCGUUGUUUGCAAGUGGCAAAACUCGCGUAAUCCAUCGGGUAACAGUUCCGGAGUGUCCCCCUUCUGAAAACAGUGCUGCAUGCAGUUGGAUGUUCCGAUACCAGUUCGGCUAAAGUUGAACCGGCGGUCUGUUCGAGACUCUUCCGAUGGCGUAACAAGGAGUGACCAUUCGUUUCGUAGUCGCCUUCUUUGAUUUGAUUGAAGCUUUUGAUGGUGUUUUUUUUUACGAACGUUUGUUGUAUUUUCUUUUUAACUUUGUUGCAGAUUGACAGAUCCAACGUUACCUGAGGGUUUGCAUUGAGAAGAACACAUUUAAUACAUAUAUUCGUGAUUACGUUAGAUUUAAAUAUUAUUGCAUCCAGUAAGACUACGACUAAGGGCUGCCUGUGAAAGGCCGUCGGCACAAUGUCCACAUUCGACGUCCACGAUCGUUCCGCGUGGUAUUUUGGUUCCAUGACGCGCCAGGAUGCCACCGAUAUGCUUAUGAUCGAGCGGGAAAGCGGAGUUUUUCUGGUUCGCGACAGCACCACCAUAUCCGGGGACUACGUCCUGUGCGUUCGCGAGGACUCCAAAGUCAGCCAUUACAUCAUAAACAAAAUCCUGUCGGGAGACGACUGUUUCAUGUUUCGGAUUGGCGAUCAGACUUUCAGUGAUUUACCGGAUCUGCUCACGUUCUACAAAUUGCACUAUCUAGACACGACGCCUCUGCGGAGACCAGCGAUCAAACGGUGCGAAAAGGUGAUAGGUAAAUUUGACUUUGAUGGUAGCGAUCCGGAUGAUUUGCCAUUCAGGAAGGGGGAAAUACUCGAAAUAAUCAACAAAGAUGAGGAACAAUGGUGGACAGCGAAAAACUCCAAGGGUCAAACAGGUCAGAUUCCCGUUCCGUAUGUCACGCGCUACGAGGAAAACAUUAUCGAGAGGCCACCGAAUGCAACGGGCGCCGGUAACCACCAUCAUCCUGCACCCCCCGUGGGACUCCACCACUCGGAGAAUUCCAACGUUUUCAAAUCGAACCUCAACCGGCAGUUGCCGGCUUUGGCGCGGGUUAAGCAAGAGCGAGUGCCAAAUGCGUACGACGAGACGGCCCUCAAGCUGAACAUUGGCGAUGUGAUCAAGGUGAUCAAAACCAACAUCAACGGCCAGUGGGAGGGCGAGCUACGCGGUAAGGUAGGUCACUUUCCUUUUACCCAUGUGGAGUUCAUCGAUGACGAUGUUCAGCACUGGAGCGGACACUAAUCGGGCUGGGGAGGACGUGGUUAGGAUCUUAUAUUUCUCUUGUUUUAUUUUAAAUUAAUUUCACUGUGAAGAAUUUUUAUUUAAUUGUACAGAUUAUUUUAUGCAUAAGGAUGUACGUUUCGAGUCAUUUAUAUAUAGAAAUUCUAUGUUUAGUGCUUUAUCAACGUAGGCAGCCGUAUUUCAGGAUGGUUGAGUUUAGUUUGUAUUUGUAUUAUAAAGUAAAACAGUGGUUUAAGUCAGAAACACAUUCAUUCUAAAGUGACAAGAUUGUGAAAACACCCAAUUUAUACAUUUACAUUAAUAAGUCAAAAAGGUAAACCAAACAGAAGCAGAGAAGGCCAAUACUGAUUGAAUGGCAUAAGACUUUGCAGGGUUGCGCCAAAAAUAGUCAAUAUAAUCAACAACAAAGUUAAACAA